Molecule: messenger RNA, 2747 nt
Organism: Myotis myotis
Lineage: Eukaryota; Metazoa; Chordata; Mammalia; Chiroptera; Vespertilionidae
Product: spectrin beta chain, non-erythrocytic 1-like
Exons: 1
Coding region: 90-1652 (520 amino acids)
Biological process (GO): protein localization to plasma membrane; actin cytoskeleton organization
Cellular component (GO): cell projection; plasma membrane; cell junction
Molecular function (GO): actin filament binding; phospholipid binding
Source: RefSeq, a predicted model, not a curated record
GAUAGCUAGAAUGGCGCAUACAGGACAAGCACAAGAAACUCCCCGAGGAGCUGGGGAGAGACCAGAACACGGUGGAGACCUUGCAGAGAAUGCAUACCACGUUCGAGCACGACAUCCAGGCCCUGGGCACUCAGGUGAGGCAGCUGCAGGAGGACGCGGCCCGCCUCCAGGCAGCCUACGCGGGUGACAAGGCCGAUGACAUCCAGAAGCGGGAGAACGAGGUCCUGGAGGCCUGGAAGGCCCUGCUGGACUCCUGUGAGGGCCGCCGGGUGCGGCUGGUGGACACGGGGGACAAGUUCCGCUUCUUCAGCAUGGUGCGGGACCUCAUGCUGUGGAUGGAGGAUGUCAUCCGGCAGAUCGAGGCCCAGGAGAAGCCCAGGGAUGUGUCAUCUGUUGAACUAUUGAUGAAUAAUCAUCAAGGUAUCAAAGCUGAAAUUGAUGCUCGUAACGACAGUUUCACAACCUGCAUUGAACUUGGGAAAUCCCUGUUGGCAAGAAAGCACUAUGCAUCUGAGGAGAUCAAGGAAAAGUUACUGCAGUUGACGGAGAAGAGGAAAGAAAUGAUUGACAAGUGGGAAGACCAAUGGGAGUGGUUAAGACUGAUUCUGGAAGUCCAUCAGUUCUCGAGGGACGCCAGUGUGGCCGAGGCCUGGCUGCUCGGACAGGAGCCAUACCUAUCCAGCCGGGAAAUUGGCCAGAGCGUGGACGAGGUGGAGAAGCUCAUCAAGCGCCACGAGGCUUUCGAAAAGUCUGCAGCGACCUGGGAUGAGAGGUUCUCCGCCCUGGAGAGGCUGACGACGUUGGAGCUACUGGAGGUGCGCAGGCAGCAAGAGGAAGAGGAGAGGAAAAGGCGGCCGCCCUCGCCCGAGCCGAGCACAAAGGUUUCUGAGGACACCGAGUCCCAGCAGCAGUGGGAUACUUCGAAAGGAGAGCAGGUUUCCCAGAAUGGUUUGCCGGCUGAACAGGGAUCUCCACGGAUGGCAGACACGGCGGACACGAGCGACAUGGUCAAUGUCGCCGCAGAACAGAGGACGAGUUCCAAAGAGUCCAGCCCCAUCCCCUCCCCCACCUCCGAUCGCAAAGCCAAGACUGCCCUCCCGGCCCAGAGUGCCGCCACCCUGCCGGCCAGAACCCAGGAGAUGCCUUCGGCCCAGAUGGAAGGCUUUCUGAACCGGAAGCACGAGUGGGAGGCCCACAACAAGAAAGCCUCCAGCAGGUCCUGGCACAAUGUUUAUUGUGUCAUAAAUAACCAAGAAAUGGGUUUCUACAAAGAUGCAAAGACAGCUGCUUCCGGAAUUCCCUACCACAGCGAGGUCCCCGUGAGUCUGAAAGAGGCCAUCUGUGAGGUGGCCCUCGAUUACAAGAAGAAGAAACACGUGUUCAAGCUCAGACUAAAUGAUGGAAAUGAGUACCUCUUCCAAGCCAAAGACGAUGAGGAAAUGAACACAUGGAUCCAGGCCAUCUCCUCUGCCAUCUCCGCUGAUAAGCACGAGGUGUCCAACAGCACCCAGGGCACGCCAGCAUCCAGUCGGGCGCAGACCUUGCCCACCAGUGUCGUCACCAUCACCAGCGAGUCCAGUCCCGGCAAACGGGAGAAGGACAAAGAGAAAGACAAAGAGAAGCGGUUCAGCCUUUUUGGCAAAAAGAAGUGAACUCCUUCCCUUCACCUCCUGCCCUUCUCUUACCUUUUCAGUGAAAUUCCAGCAUGCAAGCUCAGAACCAACACAUUACUCUCUGUGCCUAAUGUUCCUCAAUGUGGUUGAUUUUUUUUUUUCUAAUUUAUAGAGCAUUUCUGGGGGUGGGUCCGGGGGGAAAUACACCUAAAUACUUUAUCUCCAAGUUACAAAAGUUUGAGGUGCAGAGGGAAGACCAGAUUUUUUUAAUGAAAUUAUAUAGAUUAGAUCUCAAUAUUUAAACUGUUCCUCAAUUUUGUGAGGCUGUGUUGGGAAUAACUCGCCUCUAGUGCUGUUGGUAUGCAAGGCAGCGGUGCUUAAAACAAUAUUUCCUGUGCUCUCCAGAGACACAAUGUACCAAUGUCCUGACACCAUUCUCUGCCAUUCACUCCCGUGGUUACCUUGAGUUUUGACUAUUAGAAGUGCCCGCAAUGGGACUGAUGCUGAUUUAGGCAGAUCGUGUCCUAGGAUCUCGCUGCAGCCUUAGUGCAGCUCCAUGCUAACUCUACAGACCAAACCGUGCGUAUCCGGCAGCACUUACUAACCCACGACAUGCGGCUUUUCUGCAUCACCUGUGACGACGGUCAAGAAUGUCGGUAUCCAAGAAAGGAAUAGAAAACUGAUACUGUUUUAAAUAAUCUGUAAUUUCAAUUUUUUUUUUUUUUUUUGCUGAAAUACAUUAUAUUGUAUGUUUGAGAUAAUUCUAGUACAAAGUAUAAUAAAACUAGAUGUAUAAUAAACCCUUUAAAUCAUUGGUAAGUGUACAAGUGGAACUGAAGCAUUUACUGGACAAAGUAACGUUACUCUAAUGGUUACCUGCUCGUGCGUGGCCACACUGUGUUAUAAUUUGCUUCAUUACCUUGCUCUUUGAUACAUAGUGUGCAUUUCUCUGUCACUGUAACGGUUGUAAUGACAAAUUUUCAUCCUACUGCACAAUCACAAUGGCAUCGAUAGGAAUGAACUCCAGAGGCCGGGCCUGAGCAGGGAGGCGGUCACUCGGGCCCGGUGCUCAGUCGUAUGACCUGGACCUCUCAACUUUUGCCCUCUCUGUUAAAUAUAUGCUAUGUCAUUAAA